AUGGCAAAACUAUGCAAGCUCUUGGUUCUAGUCUCUCUAAUGGCAGUCCUAAAACGGGCUCAAGCAGAGCAAAGUUGGGCCAACAGAGUUGUGGGAGAGAAGGAGACGGUGACCAAUCUCCAAUUCUACUUUCACGACACAUUCAGUGGCAACAAUCCAAGUGCCAUAGUGGUGGUUCAACCCGAUUCCACUAAACAAACCCGUAUUCGCUUUGGUAGAAUAGUAAUGGCCGAUGAUCCGCUGACUGUAACGCCAUACCCGAAUUCGAAGUUGGUGUUCCGAGCCCAGGGGCUCUAUGGGUCAGCCGGACAGACUAAACUCUCUUUCAUAAUGGACAUGAGCUUGAGGUUCACGGAUGGUUGCUACAACGGAAGCUCACUCAGUAUAUCUGGCAUCAACCCGGCUUCGAACCCGGUCCGAGAGAUUCCCAUCGUGGGUGGGACCGGAAUUUUCCGGAUGGUGGGUGGUUUCGCUAUUGCACGCACCUAUUUCCGAAAUUUUACGAGUAGUGAUGCUAUUGUGGGGUACAAUGUUACUGUUUUUGAUAGUAAAGGCUUUGAGCUUUAG
Molecule: messenger RNA, 567 nt
Organism: Tripterygium wilfordii
Lineage: Eukaryota; Viridiplantae; Streptophyta; Magnoliopsida; Celastrales; Celastraceae
Product: dirigent protein 23-like
Exons: 1
Coding region: 1-567 (188 amino acids)
Source: RefSeq, a predicted model, not a curated record